AUGGUCCUGUUGUUACUCAAGGACAUAGUUCCCGCGGUGCAGAACAACAACGGGAAGAACAGUAUCGCGUUGGCUGCGGAUGAGACGGCUGCGGUUCACAUACAGCUGUGGGGAGAUGAGUGCGAGGAGUUCGAGGCAGGAGAUAUCGUGAAGCUCAUACGUGAGGAACAGUGGGCUCAUCCUCAGAGCUGGGAAGCAUGGGAAGAUGGACAAGAGUUCACGGUUGCGUUUGUCGAAACGCCAAACAUUAGCGAGAUCCAAUGGAUUCCUGAUCCUGAGAAUCCCAAACGCUAUAUUCAGAGCGCCGUCGUUUCAGCUUAUUCCCAGGAGAUUAUUGAGUCAGCUUUGAAGUCAGCGACGGAGAAAGGACUGUGUAACCAUGGUGAUGCUGUGGUGGCUCUGCACCGUAUUGGAGCUGCUUCGGUUAUCAAGAUCUGCGUGGUGUAG
Messenger RNA from Camelina sativa (false flax), 447 nucleotides. RefSeq lists its product as uncharacterized. The record is from RefSeq and is a predicted model, not a curated record. Gene Ontology annotation, biological process: mitotic G2/M transition checkpoint; double-strand break repair via homologous recombination; response to ionizing radiation. Gene Ontology annotation, cellular component: SOSS complex. Gene Ontology annotation, molecular function: DNA binding. Lineage: Eukaryota; Viridiplantae; Streptophyta; Magnoliopsida; Brassicales; Brassicaceae.